AUGCCGCCAAAGAAGGUGUCGGGCGGUUCGCCAACCAAAGCGAGCCAUGCCGCCCGUGCUGCAGCCUUGCUAUCCAAAGCUCGAGCACAAGCAUCCUCCUCGCCUGCUGCCCACGUUCGUUCCAGCACCACACUGUCGCCCACUAAGCCAGUCGCAUCGGUCGGCAGCACAGCGGUAUCAUCCUCGUUUGAUAGCAACCAAAGACCGAUGCCGCUACCGGACUUGCUCAAAACUCUGUCGUCCAAAGGCGGGCUUCCCAUGCGAGACGCAAUGGCUGUGGCAGGCAAGCUGAUCAACGCCCGGGCCAACACGCCGUCAGCACUGGCUCACAUUUCGCUCAUCAUGCUGCAAGAUAUCGGCGUUGAGUCUGAAGAGCAUCGAAAGCGCACCGUGCUGGCACUUAAAGGCAAGAAGGCUGCUGGCUACAUCCCCUCUUCUGCUUCGUCCAGCGGUGCAGCAUCAGGAAGCGGGUCAGGCUCUGCUGGACUCGCACCCGACUUUGGUGCAUACCGCAAGCGCCGCCGUAUAGCAGAUGACGACGAAACGCUUAGUCGAGAGUACGGUAACAUCAUCGCCCCGCCUGACGACCGCCCCGGAUCUUCGCGGAGACCGAAACUCGAGAUGGAAUACACAUUCAACGAGAUCCUCGAGCAAUCGCUCCUGCGCGGCAGAUACGCCGUCGUCAACCGUGCCCCCGUCAUGACAGCGUGGGCCACCAUCCUCCUCGAGCGCCUUAGCUUCAGUCGUAUCGAGGCACUCAGUCUCGCGCAUUGCUACGUCAAUUACACGAGUACAAUGCGCGGCAUCAGCCUCGGCAUCAUCCCCGCGGCAGAAAAGGAGCGCGCCGUGCACAUUGUGGGAUCCAACCAGCCGCACUUUGAACUCAUGGGCGUCAAGAUCCCCGUUAUGCAGAUGCAGGACGGUUCGUAUCGGGGCAUCAGUGCGGGAGAGGUGGUACAGCCGGACAAGGCGUUCAACUACAUGCGUCGGUCCAUGGCACAAACCUUGUCGAGCGUGAUGGGUGCACUGACCUUGUUGGCCGAUAGCUUCAUGGACCCGAUUCCGACCGCACCAGCCGCCGCCGACACGGGCGCAAGUGGCGAAACAGAGACGCCAGAGACUCCAGAGUACGGACCCGAAUAUCUCAACGCACGCGGAUACGACCUGUACGCCGAAUUCCGACCGUCGACUUCGGGCGAGUGGGGGAAGAAGGGCCGUCUGUGGUACGACAAGGUUCUGGCACUGCGACGCGGAUGCGAGUCGGAAUGGAUCGAGUGGAAGCAAACGGAAGCGCGGUUGGAAAGUGAUGGCCCGGCGGAGGAGGACUGGGGCGAAGAUGUGGAACGGCUGGUUCAGCAGGAGCUGGAAAGGGAACAGCAGCAGCAAGCGGAGGCGCUCAAAGGACAAGUCGGGGAUAGCAAGAAUCAAGUCACUUUGUAG
Sporisorium graminicola is the source of this 1440-nucleotide messenger RNA. RefSeq lists its product as uncharacterized. Bases 1 to 1440 code for a protein of 479 amino acids. The transcript has a single exon. The record is from RefSeq and is a predicted model, not a curated record. Lineage: Eukaryota; Fungi; Basidiomycota; Ustilaginomycetes; Ustilaginales; Ustilaginaceae.